This is a messenger RNA of Owenia fusiformis, 1369 nucleotides long. The record is from the annotation of a GenBank genome assembly. NCBI's taxonomy places the organism in Eukaryota, Metazoa, Annelida, Polychaeta, Sabellida, Oweniidae.
CAGUAAGCAGUGCUCUCGUGAUAAAAACUUGGAGUUCCAAUUCAGGGCCGUAUAUCCAAGUUUUCUGCUUAUCGUUCAAUGUUGGAACGACGUUGACGUCCUUACUAGCUUUACCUUUUGUAUCAGAAGAAUCAAAGUUCAACAUAAGAAAUAACUAUUCAGAUAUGGCUGAUAUUUCACUGACUGUAUCGGAACAAUUUGGAAAGAGAAAUCAUACUUACGGACAACAAGCACCGAGAGAACGUGAAUUCGAGAAUUUAGGUAAUACGACAGAUUUUGGUUUUUCAGGAGUUGGACUUUCAAAUAUGAAGGAAUCUAACAUCGAAUUUGUGUAUCUCAUAAUUGGAUUACUGAGUGCUGCAGUGGGGCUUUCUUUUUUGAUAUUCUACAUACUUACAAAAAUGACAUCAAAUAGUUGUCUUAAUAACAACUCCAGCGCCAUUAACGACACGCGAUAUAAAGAAAUUGACGACCAUCGUAUGAAAGAUAUAACUCCUUUUGCUAAACGUAACAAAAUCCUACUCUUGACUACUUUAUUCUUAAUGUAUUUUAUGUUUGCAAUGAUUCAAAUGACGGGAGGGGGACUAGUCAUGACGUUUGUCGUCGAGGGCUUAAAAUGGCCGGAAUCACAGGGAACAGCUAUCAUAACAGCAUACUGGGGUGCUCACAUCUUGUCUAAAUUGCCUUCCAUUGUAAUUUUGGCAUCUAAAAUACUGAGUAUAAAUCAGAUGAUUGUAAUAGAUUUUACACUAUUGGCAUGUUCUUAUACCGUGAUGGUUAUUUUUGUUCAAAAGCAUUACAUUGUCCUAUGGGUGACUUUGUUGACGGUGGGGUUAUCUCUUGGAAAUUUGUAUGGGUUGUGUUUACAUUGGUACCAAGCGUAUGCAAUGCCAGUGACUGGGGUGGUAACGGGAGUCCUAGUAGUUGGUUACAAUCUUGGUUUUACAGCAAUGCCAUUUGUUGCAGGUUCCCUAAUGAAGUGAAUUUUAUGUGGUUUGCUUAUGUACAAUUAAUAACAUUUAUUUUGUUAUUGCUCGUUGCUGUUUUAACUUAUUUUCUAGUAAGACAUAACAAACAAAAAUAUCAACAAUAAUAUGACAAUAAUAUCCAAGCAAUAGAGAAGAUGACAGGAUCCAUGUGUGAAAAAUAUAAAACCAAUCAAUAAAAAUGAUUAUAAGCCUCAUAAGAAAAGAAAAUAGUCUUUGGGAGUAUUUUUUUUCUAUUAUAUUUAAAAAAAUGAAAUAGUUAUGAGCCAUUAUUAGAAUUAAAACACUAUUAUUAUCAACAAUAACAAACGAAAAUGAAAAGGGGUGUACUUAAUUCAAUGCCUCGUAUGGGAAUCGAACCCAGGACCUUCCGCUUGGAUGUA